AUGAACGCAGUGGAUGCUGAGUACAUAGCGCAUCAUGGGGUGGAUAACCUUAUUAUUCCCAUUUCGGUGAGCGAGCCAAAGAAGACGAAACGUGAGGAUUAUGCAUAUUGUGUGGACGUUGUUGUACACACGCUUUUGAUUAAGAUGUGUACACCUCAGCAUCACCUUUUUCAACACCUGACGGAGAAGCUAGUGAGGCUUGCGAUUGAGUGGAUUCGAAAUGAAUGUGGCGUGCAACUACUACCGAGGACUUGUCGAAUCGCUGGAAAUCCUCUUUACUUUUCGGAUACCGUCGGGAUACCAGUGGAUGAAAUCACCAAGGAGGCUAUUAAUUUGUUUCAGAGGAAGUCGAGUAGUUCAGAGUCUCACAAGGAAGAGCAGAACACAAUUCCGGACGUACUUAAUUUAAUGAAGUCACAUGUACCAGAGCCCAAGCAACCACUGGUGUGUGAAGUGAUAUCAACUCCUGGGAUCAAAAAAGGGUUUUUAGUGAACGGAAGUGCACGACUCUACGGCCCUGAUGGGAGUGGUGAAGGUUCUGGAAAUGCCCCAGAUCCUUUGGGACACAUUCCGCAGUCACUGCGAGAUAAGUGUCAAAUUAUUGACACGCGAAGCAUGGAACAGCUCCCAUGUCUACCUGUGCAAACACUGAAGCCUGACGAUAAGACGCCAAAGCUGCACCCUUCCAGCAUGCUCGUUGCAUCUACUACUAAGCCUAAAGGAAAAGAUGAGGGUAACUGGAGCCGCUUUUCCAUAGAGCAUAUCGAAGAAAAAGUAGUCAUUCGAUUUUUAGUGCCUGACACUGUGGCCUCACUUCGUGACAUAGAUCUUUCUGCAACAACAGACACCCUGGAGAUCAAUGGAAAUGUGAUUCAGCUGCCAGUAUCUAUUGUGACUGAUGAUGUGCGGGCCAAGUUUGUUAAAGCCACGCGGAUGUUGAUUGUAACAUGUCUGAUCGAUGUAUCAUGA
Messenger RNA from Leishmania braziliensis MHOM/BR/75/M2904, 969 nucleotides. RefSeq lists its product as hypothetical. Gene Ontology annotation, cellular component: cytoplasm. Lineage: Eukaryota; Euglenozoa; Kinetoplastea; Trypanosomatida; Trypanosomatidae. The coding region runs from base 1 to 969 and encodes 322 amino acids. The transcript has a single exon. The record is from RefSeq and is a predicted model, not a curated record.